This is a messenger RNA of Marmota monax (woodchuck), 3939 nucleotides long. Its product is annotated as butyrophilin-like protein 1. Gene Ontology annotation, biological process: regulation of cytokine production; T cell receptor signaling pathway. The coding region runs from base 377 to 1408 and encodes 343 amino acids. Gene Ontology annotation, cellular component: external side of plasma membrane. Gene Ontology annotation, molecular function: signaling receptor binding. The record is from RefSeq and is a predicted model, not a curated record. Lineage: Eukaryota; Metazoa; Chordata; Mammalia; Rodentia; Sciuridae. The transcript is spliced from 9 exons.
UCCUUUUGCAAGCUUUCGCUUUAGAUGGUGGAAAGGAGUGAGUGAGUGGUUGCUCCUCUGACUGGGAGGGCUUAGUGGGGACCCCGGUGUCAGAGACUCUGCAGAGAUCACUGCAACUUAUGUCCGGCUCUGCUUUGUCCCUUUCCUGGGAACCAACUGCCUCUAGGAGAUGAGGAAUUUGUGGCCCCAGCAUUGGACUCAGAGGCAGAGGACUGGGUUAUGUGAGCAGCUUGGGGCAGGUGUAAAUUCUGAGGGCAUUAUUUGUGGUCUUCUGGGGUCCUUUUGACUCUGAAAUUUCUCCAGCUCUGUGUUUAGAGAUGCUCCAGGAAGUCACAGCCUUUCAUAGGUGGGAGAACAGAGAAGAAGCUCUAAAGAUAUGGAAGGGCACUGCAGUCGCUCCUUGCUCUGCUGUCUCGCUUCCCUGCUUCUCCUUGUCCAGCUGUCCACAGAGCAAUUCCAGGUCAUUGGCCCUCGACACCCCAUUUUGGCAGUGCUGGGUGAGGAUGUCAUACUUCCCUGCACCCUAGUUCCAGCCAUGAAUGCAGAGAACAUGGAACUUGGGUGGUUCCGCACCACAUUCUCACAAACAGUGUUCAUCUACUGGAACCAUUGGGAACAGACUGAGGAGCAGAUGGCUGAGUACAGAGGGCGGACUUCAUUGGUGAGGGGCUGCCUUACUGAGGGGCAUGCUGCCAUGCACCUCCGCCAGGUCCGGGUUUCUGACAAUGGAAUGUACACCUGCUUCUUCAGACAUGGAGGCUUCUAUGAAGAGGCUGAUUUGGAAGUGAAGGUGGCAGGUAUGGGCUCUGACCCCCAAGUGCACAUAGAAGGGCCAGAAGAGGAUGGAGUGCGCUUGGUGUGCAAAGCCUCAGGAUGGUUCCCAAAGCCCCAGGUGCAGUGGAGAGACCUCAGUGGAAACAAGUUCCCAGCGCUUUCUGAAACCCACUCCCAAGACACUGAGGAGCUGUUUAGUGUGGAGGCCACUCUGGUGGUGAGAGACAGUUCUGUGGGGAAUGUGACCUGCUCUGUCCUCAACCCUGUCCUGGGCCAGGAGAAGGCCAUGGCUAUUUACAUCCCAGAGCCCUUCUUCCCUCAGGCUUCUCCCUGGAAGCCAGCAUUUGCUGUGAUCCUGACCAUGCUGGGGCUCCUACUCUUGGGGGCUUGCUAUUUUAUCAGAAAAGCACAUUCCAGAAGGAUGCAGGUGAGGCAGGAAAAGGAGCAUCAGCAGCGGCUUAAGAAGCAGGAACAGCAGGCAAAGGAAGAGGUGCUGAAGACCAUUGAUGAACUCAAGGCAGAUCUCAAUCAGAGGAAAGCUGCUUAUCUCUCUGCCUGGAGGAAGGCCCCCCUGUAUGCAGUUGUAGGUGGACUCAAUACCUUUAUUUUAUUUUUAUGUGGUGCUGAGAAUUGAACCUAGUGCCUCACGCAGGUAGGGGAGCACUCUACUUCUGAGCCACAACUUCAGCCCUAAAUUAUUCUUCAUUUUUGGUAAUUUCCCUAAUGUCUUAUUUAAUUUUAAUUUUGUUUUUUCAUGUUGUGGUGUGAGGAGUGAACCUGUUCUAGGCUCAUCCUCCCCUGCAGGUUAGGGUUAAAUGCACCCUCUGAAAACAUUGUGUUUGACUGGUAUUUGUUGUUGGUGCAGUGACACUGGAGAGUUCAGUUGUGGGCAGAGCCUGGAUGGAGCAGGUUGGAACUGUGGAUAGGAAUUGCUGGUCUCCAUGAAAUUUCAGAAAUCAUAUUUGACAGCUUAGGACUUACAUCUUCCUAAUGUGGGGCCUUGAUUCUCUAUUCCCUUUACCCUGGAUUUUUAUCGUUUGGGUCCAUGUUUGGUUUUCUUGUUUCUUCAUGGUCCUCUGGAUAUUGGUCUUCUCUCAGCCACCUCCUACUCUGACUCACUGUCCUAGUUUGGUUUCUUCUAAGCAUCUAGGUUGCUGAGAAAUGAGUUUCUGGUGUUCAGAAUUUGGGGUCCAGGAUGCUAGGGGAUCUGAGAACCACUUGAAAUUAUAUGCAAAGUCUGUGUUUGUGUUUGUGUUACAGGAACACAAUGCAAUUUAUAUUGAUUACAACACUUUUCUCUGAUUUUAAGAGAAUUUUGCUUUGCCUGUUGGGCUUGGUCUUUGUUGUUGUUGUUGUUUUUAAAAUGUGUGAAGAUCAUAAAAGGAGAAACCUGGAGAGUUUAAUAUUAUUUACCCAAGAAAGGGUAGAGAACAAACCAGAGAAGAAAGGAUGAGGUAGGAGGAGAGAGGAAGUCAAAAGGAAAGUAGAGUGCCCAAGAUUCACAUAGACAUUUUGGUUGUGCUGAAGCAGUGAGAGCUGGAAGAUCACAUCCAAGGUGGUUUGAGUUGAGUGUGAAGAGGAUUUGCAGGUUCUUUGUGUGCCUGAAAUGUAAUCAAUUCCUUGAUACAUCUUUGAGAGUUUUCAGUUAAUACAUUGUCUGUGUGUGUGUGUGUGUGUGUGCGUGAAUUCCAUUAAUCUAUUUCUAAGUAAUCAUCUCAUUGAGUUUGCUUGUGAUAAUGAGACCACCUGAACCUUCCAGUAGUAGUUAGGAAAGGCAUAUGCUAAGGCAGUUUCCAAUUCAAUGAAAAAUUAUCCAGAGGACUCUUUAACUCUGGGGGUGAGUUUAGGACCUGUGCCAUCUGAAUUUGUACAAUAUGCCCUUUUCCUACUCUGGAUGUUUCUUUUUCACAUCAGGGAUAUAGACUGUGAGUGACAGAGGAAGGUGAGCCAUGGCAUCAAGAGGCUUUGGAUUCAGAUAUUUGAGGAACAUUCUUUGAGAAUCUUAAUGAUUUUCCUGGGGACAUUUUUAUUAAAAAAGAAGAAUCAAAUUGUCUUUAUUUUUACCAUCUCCCCAUUCUCUACUGAAUUAAUAUCUAUAUGUUUUCAUGUAUAAAUUGCAUACUCUUUUAUUUUGUAAGAAUAAACACCAUAACUCUACUAGAAUCAACACUGUCAUAUUGAGAGGUCCAUAGUGUGAGGUGGACAAAUGUCUAUCUCAUCUUGUUCAUGAAAUUGUAACAAUGAGCUAUAUAUUCAAAUUUUCAGUGGGAAUUAUAUGAAGGCUGCAUUAAAGUGCAUAGCAUGGCACUUGACACACUGGAAAGUCUCAAAAGGUUUUUCUCUUUCAUUCCUUCUUUUCUCCCCCAUCUGCUUCCUUCUCCUCCAUUUUCUUCUUCUUUUUUUUUGAUAUUCUCAGUCAGGUAUUAUAUAGAAAAUUAUAAUUGGAUUUUAUCUAAUAUCUUGGUGAAAAAUGAGCAAAACUUACUUUUCUCCAAGGAUCAUCUGGGUCUGCUCAGACAUUUUAUAUGAUCUAGUUUCUAUUAAGCAACUCCACAAAGAUGGAAAUACCAAUGUAUAUGAUUGAACCUGUAUUAGUGGAAAUAUGGGGCACAAAUUUAAACACAAAUCUUUAAGAAAGAAAAAAUUUUGGUUAAUGACCUUCCUAUCCUGUUCCGAAAAUGGAGUAUGGAGGUUGGAGGAGACUUAUGUGGCUUUGGAGCAGUGGGGGAAGAGGGACCAUGGGUUUUCUCUUAGUUAUUUCAGGUCUUCACCAUCAGGAGGCUAGUCUAAACUGGUUCAUAAGACCCUUGGUUUGGUGUCUCCUGAGUAAAGGCAGGUCUCAUCUCAUUGCUUGGUCACCCUUCCCGGACCCUGAGGUAAAGUCCAAAGUCUGUGUCACUUAUUCCUAGUAGCCAUUGGGUUUUUUCCUUUAACCUUCAGACUUUCUCUGGUUCACUGACUCACUGGGAACCUGCCUUUUCACCAUCCAGCAGAGCAUGUGAGACUUUCUGGGUCCUCAGCUUCCCGAGUGCAGGAGACACAGAGAUUCAUGUUUUCUGCCAGCACAUUUCUCUGCCAGUGCUUUUUUCCACAUGGGGUGUGUCACCUAAGUGGGCAUAUUAGCUUUCUAUUUGCUGCCAUGUUAGUACAAAAUUAGUAGCUUCA